AACUCACUCACAGUCAACCAUACUUCUCACAGUCAAUCGUUUGCCACUUACCGCUAAAUCGGGUACAGCAUGAAGAUUCUGUCGAGUGCGCUCGCCCUGCUACUCGCCACGUUGGCGGCGGAGGCCUUUACCGUACAACAACCACGGACGACCAAAGGAGUGUCCCGUGACACCGGGAUGUGUCGGGACACGCCGGAACGAAUUCCCCGGCGCGGUGUUUUUCUGUGGCAGAGUGCCAACGACGACACCUCCGGAGACGAAGUGUCCAACGUUGCGAAUGAUGGGUCUACCGAGGCGGCAGACGUAUCGAUGCAUACGGGAGAAAGAGAAUUGGAAGCCGACGCUGCCAACCAAGCGGAAGACGAAGUCCGAGAGCUAACCGCAGAUGACGCAGCGGCUGUGAACGAACAACAGGAGGAUAUAGAGGAGGAUCCGCCACAGGAGGAUCCCGAACUCGUAGCCCUCAAGGAAGAAAUUGCCAUUCUGGAACAAAAACUUAAGGAAAAGCGACGACAGUCGGCAGCCAUGGGCGACAGUGCCGACGAAAUGUCCAAGGCUGGCUACGCACGCAAGGUCGCCGAAAUGGAAAACAUGCGACGCAAACGAACCAUGAUGCAAAGUUCCAAUAAAAGUACCGCGACGGCGUCGAUUCUGGCCGAUUUUUUACCGGUAUUGGACAAAUUGAUUGAAUUGCGAGAGGCUUACGGCGAAGAUGAGUUCGGCCGGCAGUACAAUGCUCUACCCGGGGCCAUGAAAACGGCCCUGGUCGGCUUGGGAGUCAAGGAAUACGCCGUGUCGGUCGGAGAGAAAGUCGAUGCUUCACGUAUUAUUGUCGUCGAAGCGGAGCACUCGGACGAGUAUCCAGUCGAUACCGUCAUUCGGCCGGUCGCCGAUGGUCUGGAACUUGAGGGCAAUCCCAUCCGUAUGGCUUCGUGCGUGGCCAGUUUGGGACCGGUGCCGGCGGAUUUACCGCCAGAGGAGGCACCGGUGCAAGACGACAUGGUGCCAAACGACAACGCAUCGCCGGAAGACGAACAAAAACAAUAA
Phaeodactylum tricornutum CCAP 1055/1 is the source of this 1047-nucleotide messenger RNA. RefSeq names its product GrpE protein, HSP90 cofactor, chloroplast targeted (gene GrpE). Gene Ontology annotation, molecular function: protein homodimerization activity; protein-folding chaperone binding; adenyl-nucleotide exchange factor activity. The record is from RefSeq and is a predicted model, not a curated record. Gene Ontology annotation, biological process: protein folding. Bases 70 to 1047 code for a protein of 325 amino acids. Lineage: Eukaryota; Bacillariophyta; Bacillariophyceae; Surirellales; Neidiaceae. The transcript is spliced from 2 exons.